Oncorhynchus masou masou (cherry salmon) is the source of this 2440-nucleotide messenger RNA. RefSeq names its product putative divalent cation/proton antiporter TMEM165. The coding region runs from base 222 to 1136 and encodes 304 amino acids. Gene Ontology annotation, cellular component: Golgi apparatus. The record is from RefSeq and is a predicted model, not a curated record. Gene Ontology annotation, biological process: Golgi calcium ion homeostasis; calcium ion transmembrane transport; Golgi calcium ion transport. The transcript has 6 exons. Gene Ontology annotation, molecular function: manganese ion transmembrane transporter activity; calcium ion transmembrane transporter activity. Lineage: Eukaryota; Metazoa; Chordata; Actinopteri; Salmoniformes; Salmonidae.
GUCUUUCAGGUAACAACUUCACAUACCGUAUGAGUUUGAACAGUCAGUGAGGGACAGAUUGCCUUUACUAGCUAGCUAUGUAGUUAGGCCGUUUACAGCUAAUUAUACCGAGUAAUUCAUGCAGUCAGGGGGCAGUCAUUUUUAUAAUUUAACACAUAGCUACGCUACUACAAAUUGCCCGUAUUAUCAGUAUUUUAACACAAUCUGCACGCUUCGCUGAAAUGCUUCUCCUGGCCGGCGUAAGGGAUGGAAGGGCUAACAGAAGUGUGAUAUGCGUCCUGCUGCCCAUGGCUGUCGCGGUGUUGCUGUCGGUCGGAGUUGCUGGGAUCCAGGAGGAAAACAAACAUGUCCAAGAACAAACGCCACAAGAGAAAGCACCUACUGCUCAUGCCAUUGGCCCCGAGGUCAGUGGAAAUGACUCCAGCAAAUCCGAGAACCUGGGCUUCAUCCAUGCCUUUGUAGCUGCCAUCUCUGUCAUCAUUGUCUCUGAGCUGGGAGACAAGACGUUCUUCAUCGCUGCCAUCAUGGCAAUGCGCUACAACCGCCUCACCGUGCUGUUGGGGGCAAUGCUAGCCCUUGGCUUUAUGACCUGCAUCUCGGUGAUGUUUGGUUAUGCCACCACCAUCAUCCCCAGGAUCUACACAUACUACGUGUCUACGGCUCUGUUCGCCAUCUUUGGUGUGCGCAUGCUGAGAGAGGGGCUGAAGAUGAGUCCAGAUGAGGGUCAGGAGGAGCUGGAGGAGGUGCAGGCUGAUAUUAAAAAGAAGGAUGAGGAGCUGCAGAUGUCUAAGCUGCUAAAUGGAGCUGCAGAUGUGGAGUCGGGCUCAAGCCACCCUCAGAGGAAGUGGCACAGCUUCAUCUCGCCUGUGUUCAUCCAGGCCUUUACCCUCACCUUCCUGGCAGAGUGGGGAGACCGCUCUCAGCUCACCACCAUCAUCCUGGGUGCCCAGGAGGAUCCUUUUGGAGUGGCGGUGGGUGGUACUCUGGGGCACUGUCUGUGCACAGGACUGGCUGUGGUUGGAGGAAGGAUGAUUGCACAGAAGAUUUCUGUCAGAACUGUUACAAUCAUUGGUGGGAUCAUGUUCCUGGCCUUUGCCUUCUCUGCCCUCUUCAUCAAACCGGAUGCUGGGUUCUAAUUGGAGGGAAGACUUUCAGGCAAAGUUUGUACAUAUCUGUAAAGCUCAACUAUGUUUAUUAAGUGUGUGUGUGUGGUUGAGAGGGAGAAAUAUGGAGAAUAUUCUCUAAUGGGGCUGAGCGAGUGUGUGUGAUUUCUGUUCUCUUGUCUUACUAAGUCUGUGAUCCCUCACCGGUCUGAGUCCUGUGGCCUAUACUAAGAACAAGACUUACCUCUCCCUCACACUCAGGGCCGUCAGUACUGAGCUUGGGUCUGUUUAUUCAUGAAUUCCCCAUCAUUAUUAUAUUAUGCUUUAAAGUCCUACUCCAAUCUAAUUUUCACCUAAUUUAACACCUGAUUUACGUAACGGGGGGCGCUUUCCUCUUGUUCUCUAUUGCACCAGUAUUGUUCCUCAAGCAAGCCAGGAGAUCAAUGACAUCAUAGGGCACCAUCAGACCAACUCAUCAAAAGCCCUACUCCUUGAAGUUUGCAGUUGCUCCCCCCCCUCCCCCAAAAAACACUUGUGCAACAUUUAUUUUAAUUUUUUUACCCUUGUGUGUACUUUAAUGUAUUUAUACUUGGGAUAUUGCUUUUCAAUAGGAAAAGUACAACAACAAAAAAUAUGCCGGCUGAACACUGACUCCAGGUCUGUCCCAUGGAGUCCAGUGUUAUGGCCACUGUGAAGCGAUUCAGUCCCUUUGAUCUAUGGCCAGGGGGGGGGACCCCAUGGCCAGUGUGUCCCAAUGGAGGCUGUGGGGGGAGCUAUAGGAGGACGGGCUCAAUGUCUGGAAUAGAACCGUAUCAAACCCCGUUUGACUCCGUUCCAGUAAUUCCAUUCCAGCCAUUACAAUGAGCGCCUUCCUCCUAUAGCUCCCCCAUCAGCCACCUCUGGUCUGUCUGCCACUCAUAUUGCUACUAGGGUUUAUUAAGAGGUUGUCUGAUGCCUACUGGCGACGAAAUCAUGGAACAAAUUAUUUCUUUGCUUCCUCCUAAAUUUCACUGCUGAUAAAAAGGACCUAAGCCACUAAGUCUACUGCACCUGUCCUGAGUGUUUGGUUAUGGUAGUUAUUUACAACUUUGAGGCACAGAUGAGGAUUUUGUUCUUGUUAAGGUUUGCAUUUUUUUGAAGGUACUGUAAGAGAAUAAUCUUCUUCUUUUUUUUUUAAGUGCACAGGGUAAUGUGACUCCAUUGUCAAUAUUUGACCAGUUGUACCCUGUGACGAACAAACAGGCGUGUACAUGUACGUGGUUUGAGACAGAUGAACUUUUGAUUGUUGUAAAUCCUGAUCAAUGCUUAAAUGCUCAAUAAAACCUGUCUUGCCUAGA